This is a messenger RNA of Eremothecium sinecaudum, 1605 nucleotides long. RefSeq names its product aspartate kinase (gene HOM3). Gene Ontology annotation, molecular function: aspartate kinase activity. The record is from RefSeq and is a predicted model, not a curated record. The coding region runs from base 1 to 1605 and encodes 534 amino acids. Gene Ontology annotation, biological process: amino acid biosynthetic process. The transcript has a single exon. NCBI's taxonomy places the organism in Eukaryota, Fungi, Ascomycota, Saccharomycetes, Saccharomycetales, Saccharomycetaceae.
AUGGUGCAUCUAGAUAAUAUGUUAGGCUUAGAUCAAAAAUCCAACUGGAUUGUGCAAAAGUUUGGCGGUACCAGUAUUGGUAAAUUUGCUGAGAACAUUGUUAGAGAUAUUAUCAAGGUUAAUUCUGCCGACAAGAUAAACAAGGUUGCGGUGGUGUGUUCUGCCCGUUCGUCUUAUACUAAGUCGGAAGGAACUACUUCGAGGUUGCUCGAAGCAUGCAAUUUGGCGUCUAACAAUGACCAGUCGUUCCAAAAUGUUUUGCAAUUGGUCCGAGAUGAUCACAUCAAGAAUGCUGAGAUAUAUAUUCAGGAUGAGGAGUUGCGUUUGCAGUUGAUUGAAGACACUAACUCUGAAAUGGACUUGGUGGAGCGUUAUUUGCAAGCAUCACAAAUUCUCGGUGAAGUUUCGAAGCGUACCAUGGACCUCAUUAUGUGUGUUGGAGAAAAACUGUCGUGUUUAUUCAUUACUGCGCUUUGUAAGGCCUACGAUGUGGAUGCGGAAUACGUCGACUUUUCAUCCGUUAUUCCACAGGAUCUAACUGAAGAUAACGACCUGGAUAAUGCGUUUUAUGCGUCAUUAGCGGUUAGUUUCAAGCAGACACUAGCUCCAAUUGUUAGAGCUAAUAUGGAAGGUAGGCAUAUUGUUCCUGUCAUCACUGGGUUUUUCGGUCUUCUUCCAAUGGGUCUGCUGAACAGUGUCGGGCGUGGAUACACUGAUUUAUGUGCUGCAUUGGUUGCUGUUGCAUUGAAUGCAGACGAGCUGCAAGUUUGGAAGGAAGUUGACGGUAUAUUUACAGCAGACCCUCGGAAGGUCUCUGAGGCUAGGCUGCUGGAUACUGUUACACCUGAAGAAGCAGCAGAAUUAACCUACUACGGUUCGGAGGUUAUCCAUCCAUUUACAAUGGAACAGGUUAUAAGGGCAAAGAUUCCAAUCCGUAUAAAAAACGUCCAAAAUCCAACCGGUCAAGGUACUGUGAUUUAUUCUGAUACCAUUGCAAGAAAGGGUGAGGCCACACCACCUCAUCCUCCUGUUAAUAUUCCUUCAUCUUACUUUGAACAUAAAAGACGUGGUGCCACUGCCAUUACUGCAAAGAACGACAUCGUUGUUGUUAAUAUCCACUCCAACAAGAAAACGCUGUCGCAUGGCUUCUUGGCACAAAUAUUUUCCACUUUGGACAAAUAUAAACUCAUUGUUGAUUUGAUUUCCACAAGUGAAGUUCAUGUUUCCAUGGCAUUGCCAGUGCCAGACAUGGACUCUCACAGGAAUUUAAUGGAAGCUGUUCAAGUGCUAAAGAAAUUUGGUUCAAUUGAAAUUAUAAAGAAAAUGGCCAUUGUCUCUUUGGUUGGUAAACAAAUGAAGCAGUUCAUCGGUAUUGCCGGAGCCAUGUUUACUACUUUGGCAGAGCAGAAAAUCAAUAUUGAAAUGAUCUCCCAAGGUGCGAACGAAAUCAACAUUUCAUGUGUUAUAGAUGAGGCUAACAGUGUACGCGCUUUGAGAGCUAUACAUGCUAAAUUGCUAGAACCCGUAGAUCCACCUUCUGCUUCUUUAAACAUGUCAGCUUUUAAUGAUAAGCUUCAACAGGUUAAGCUAUUGGACUCGGCCUAG